This is a messenger RNA of Chinchilla lanigera (long-tailed chinchilla), 4829 nucleotides long. It is a transcript of the gene Rbms2, whose product is annotated as RNA binding motif, single stranded interacting protein 2. The transcript is spliced from 15 exons. Gene Ontology annotation, molecular function: poly(A) binding; poly(U) RNA binding; mRNA 3'-UTR binding. The record is from RefSeq and is a predicted model, not a curated record. Lineage: Eukaryota; Metazoa; Chordata; Mammalia; Rodentia; Chinchillidae. The coding region runs from base 74 to 1408 and encodes 444 amino acids. Gene Ontology annotation, cellular component: cytosol; ribonucleoprotein complex; nucleus.
CCUCUCCCUCUCCCGUCCUCUUCCCCUCCCUGUCCUCCCUCUCCUCUCUCAGCUCCCUGACAUUAAAGAGAAAAUGCUGCUCUCAGUGACGUCCAGGCCUGGGAUUUCGACUUUGGGCUAUAACAAGAACAACAAGAAGCCGUAUGUAUCAUUGUCGCAGCAGAUGGCACCGCCCAGUCCAAGCAACGGCACCCCCAACAGCAGCAGUGGGGGCGGUGGGAACGACCAGCUGAGCAAAACCAACCUGUACAUCCGGGGACUGCAGCCGGGCACGACCGACCAGGACCUUGUGAAGCUGUGUCAGCCAUACGGCAAGAUUGUCUCCACGAAGGCCAUACUGGACAAGACCACAAACAAAUGCAAAGGCUACGGCUUUGUGGACUUCGACAGCCCUGCGGCGGCGCAGAAGGCCGUGGCGGCCCUGAAGGCCAGCGGCGUGCAGGCGCAGAUGGCCAAGCAACAAGAGCAGGACCCCACAAAUUUAUACAUCUCCAACCUCCCACUGUCCGUGGACGAGCAGGAGCUAGAGGGGAUGCUGAAGCCCUUCGGCCAGGUCAUCUCCACUCGGAUUCUUCGAGACACGAACGGGACCAGCAGAGGAGUCGGCUUUGCAAGGAUGGAGUCCACGGAGAAGUGCGAAGCCAUCAUCACCCAGUUUAACGGGAAAUAUAUUAAGACGCCCCCCGGAGUGCCAGCCCCAUCUGAUCCCUUGCUCUGCAAAUUUGCUGAUGGGGGACCAAAGAAACGACAGAAUCAAGGAAAGUUUGGGCAAAACGGACGGGCCUGGCCAAGGAACGGAGACAUGGGCGGUGUGGCCUUAACCUAUGACCCCGCCUCAGCUCUUCAGAACGGGUUCUACCCCGCGCCUUACAACCUCACCCCCAGCAGGGUGCUCACACAGUCUGCACUCUCCCCGUAUCUCCCAUCUCCGGUGUCUUCCUACCAGAGAGUGACUCAGGCGUCUCCGCUGCAAGUCCCUAACCCGUCCUGGAUGCACCACCAGUCAUACCUCGUGCCGCCCUCCGGUUCCGUCCUGACACCGGGCAUGGAUCACCCCAUUUCUCUCCAGCCAGCCUCCGUGAUGGGACCCCUGACCCAGCAACUGGGCCACCUCUCGCUCAGCAGCACGGGCACGGCCACCCUUGAACUCAAGCCUACCCUCCUGCCUCAGCCUCCCAAGUGCUGGGACUUCAGAUGUGCACCGCACUGGAAGUUCUCAGAAUGCUUUGAAGAUCCUAGUGCCCAGUAUGUGCCGACAGCUGCAGCUAUGCAUGGAGCUUACGUCUCCCAGUACGCACCCGUGCCUGCUUCCAGCGUUUCCGUGGAGGAGAACAGCGGCCACCAGAGCCAAGCGGCGGUGGAGACGCCCUCGGAGCCCGGGGUCUACGCCUUCCAGUUCAGCAAGUAGCGCGCCGAGCCUGCCUGCUUACCCCCUCACAGUUUUUAACUUCGUGAACUUCUUGGAAUGAAAUUUCGUGUGGAGUGUGGGGUGGUGCUGGCGAGGAGCGAGCUAGAACGCUGAGCCGCCGCGCAGGCGGCCUUCCGUCUGCCCCAGGAGGGCUGUGGGCGCAGAGACGACCGCACGGCCUUCGCAAGCCGCCCGUGCGCCAGGCGCGGCUGAGGAGCAGCCUUUCCCGCGGUGCGGACGGCGCCCUGUGCGGAAGCCGCGGGGCCCUGCUCGGCCCUGAGGACCGAGGGGCUGCGCCCCCGCUGGGAGCCGAGGCCGCGUCUUCACCCGCGGAGCGCGGUUCUGGGCCGGGGUGGCUUUGCUCCCCAGGGCCUGUGGUCCUGGCCGGGACGUUUCUGACGGCCGUGCCUGGGCCGGCGCGCGUGCUGCGGGCAGACCCACCGUGCGCAGGGCACCCCCGCGCCCCGGCGAGGAGUCGUGCCCGAAGUGCGUGGUGCCAGGGCGGCGGCCUCGGAUGCAGACCGCGCCCCUCGCGUUCCCGGGUUCUCCGUCGGCCCGUCCGCGGCGGAGGCCUUGCCGAGGCCGGCCGGAGCGCUCCGCACCGCGCUGCCCCGGAGAACCGGGACCUCAGACAUCGUUUUCUGGAGCUGGCUGUGUUGGCGCAGGCCGAUUAUCCCAGCACCUGGGAGGCUGAGGCAAGAGGACUGCACGUACAAGGCCAGCCUGGGCUACGCGGGAUAGACCCUGCCUUGGAGAAAACCAAAGAGAGCGAGCUUCCUCCUCGGGAGGGACAGCGGAGCGGGACCGCGACCCCACGCCCGCCCCGCGCUUCCUCUCCCGGAGACCGGCUGCGCUGGAGGCAGGACGGAGGGCCCUGCCCGUCUCCCCGAGAACUGCGCCUCUUGCGGCCUUUCGGCUCCACCGGGCACCGCCGCAGUGGGACGAGCGCGCGGCCGAGGGUGUGGCGGGGCCUGGCAGGCGCUGCGGGCAGAGGCGACAGCGGAGGUGGCUGCAGCUCCCGCUCAGCAGCGGCGCACAGGUCUUCCUCCGCGCAGGGCUGAGAGGCCUGUCUUCCCUUUGCCCUCUGUCCGCCCGUGGGGUCAGGGGGUGGGGCUGGGGCAGCGAAUGGGACUGAAAAACUGAGGACCAAAAUCGGCCAUUUCCCCCUUGGUGCUUCCAACUGCAGAAGAGCUUAUUCCGUAUAAGAGCCCCACUCAGUAUCCCGCUAGGGUUCGGCUGGACAAACGGCUGUCUCUGAGUUCCGCACUGUCAGUAAAGGGAAGUCUACCACAGCUACCGGCUGGUCAGCGGCCCUUGUUUGUAGCAGGGUCUUACCGUGUAGCCCAGGCUGGCUUCAAAUUUCAGAGGACCCUCCUGCCUCAGCCUCUGAAUGCUGGGGUCACAUGUGUGCUGUGACCACCACUCCCGGCUGUCAGUGGCCUUAGAGAGAGAAAGCAAGGCCAGAGCUGUGUCCAUUUGACAAGGGCGGGGGGCUGCUGCUGACCGGCUCACCGGGGCACCUGUCCUGAUGGAAGCCGCCCGUGGCACUCCUGCCCCUCCUCCGCCUCCGGGAACUCUUGCUUCUGUCUUUUUGUACCUAAAAAAGUGUUUAAAUGACUGUAGGUUUUUUGGUUUUGUGUUAAAUGUUGAAGUUCCUUCUGAGGGUCUGCGUGACUCUACUUGCUAGGCUGUGCUCGUGGGAGACCGGCGUGGCCGGGUCGGGGCGUGGCAGUGAGCAGGAGCCCCGGCUGUUGUAACGGUCAAGGGCACACAGGAGGUUCUUUAGGUGCUUUUCGCUGGAAAACAGCCCUGUUUCUCCCGUCGUUGAGUCCAGUUCCGGGAAGGGGGGCUGGGACGGAGGGCAGUGAUGGGGCGCCGCUGCUCCCGUGAGCUGGCGGCGCUGCAGCGCCCCUGAACCCCGCUCCCACUCCCCUGUGCCUCUCGGCCCGAAGCCUUACAGCCGAUACUGUUGUUUGGGGGCGGCUCUGGGGAGUGAGCCCGGGGCCUCUGCUACAUCCCCAGCCCCUUUUUAUUUUGAGACAGCGCCUCGCUGAGUCACUAAAUUGCCCAGUCCGGCUGUGGCUUGAGACCCUCCUGCCUCAGGGUGCCGGGUUGCCGGGUUACCGGUGGGCACCCCCGAGCCCGGCCGGGGCUGAGAGCCGCCUUCAAGGGUGCUGCUUUUCAGGCAGACGCCCCAGGACCGGGCAGCGCUGCUCCGCCCGCUGCGCAGGCUGAGGGCCUUGCUCGGAGGGCCUGGGGCCGAGGGGAGCGCCUGCACAGCCGAGAGCGAGCGCAGCCCCCGCCGUCCUCGCCCGGCCUGCCGCACCCCCGGUCGCCCUGCCUUAGCCGGGAGCACCCCCCGUGGGCGGCUGCCGGAGCCGGCCGUGGCUGGGCGUGGCCCUGAAACCCUGUGCCAACGGCUCGGUUGUGUGCGGCCCAUCUUUAUUAGCGGGCUCCUGAAGUUCAGGGGGCUUUUCUGCUGCCUUUUCUUUCUUUUUAAACAAUGGGCAUCAUUCUUUUUUUCCGUACCAGGACUCCAACCCAGGGCCUUGUGCUUGCCAGGCCGGCGCUGUGCCGCUGCGCUGUGCCCCGGCUGGCGUCGUCCUGCUGCUGGGCUCGAGCCUGGGGCCCAGCACGUGCUUUGCCGCAGCCGCCCGCGGCGCUCCGCCACCCGCCGGGCCUUCCCUUCCGAAGAGCAGCGCUGUCUGCCGCAGCUCCUGCAGGGGCUCCGCCCCGGGGCCUCGCCGGCCCACCACCCCCCGCGCGCCUCUGCCCCUGUUACUUUAUCUACCUCACUGUCCCACGGCAGCAGGGGCAUAAGCGCCUGGCGCUACUGGCCUUCUCUCCCCGAGUUAGGAAGCUGGGGGCUGGAAAGGCCUCGAACAAAUGCACAAACUCCGGCUGUCUGUCUGCAGAGUUGGCUCCCUGAGCACCCUAGAAGGCGCGGGCCGGAGUCGCCCUGCACCAGACUGCUCUGUGGCCGCCGCGGGGCUGAGGAGGUAACCCAGCACCCAAGGGAGCUCGUGGCUUUCACAGGGCGGGAGGCAGAAGCUCCUUCUCUAGCGCAAGGCCCAGGUGGCUUCCGGCGCUCAGGAGACAAAGAGCCGGGGGGUGUGAGACCUUCCCAGCCCGAGAGGACCCUUUCCGCCCCUCCUGCUGUCCGAACCCCGAACACGCGGGCGGCUCGCAGGUGGGGCUGUCGCAUGCACUCGUCACCCCGGGACGAAGGAAGUUAAUUUAUACUUAAAACACAUUUUGUACAUUUUUUCUUACCCAGAGAUGUCUAGUUUUAUACUCUUCUGUGUCUACGCCAAUGCUGCCCUUUCAGCGCGUGCUUCCUGGACCCCUGGUCUGCCCGGUUUUCCCUGUAAUUUGAUAAGAUUCAUUUUGUUAUUAUUAUUUUUUUUUUUUCUUAAAAAAA